GUCUCAACGAGUCAUUUCACGAUCCUAACUAAGUACUCACCUCAUUGCUUACCAAACUUAUUCCUCUAUCCUAAUUUCCUCCCCCCUUCUCAUAUUUCCCUUAUAACAAUCCGACAUAUAAGUCAGACAAUCACUCAUAACCUAGGUACUUACUUGGUAAUUAUGUCCUUCUACCUCCUCCUCUACAACACCCUCUCCCUACUGUCGUGGACCUACCAAACCCUCGCCAUCCUCGCACACGCCUCUCAAUCCGCCGCGCUUCGAAAUGACAUAUUUAAGCUCGUGACGCCUGUGCAAAGCGUCGCGGCCCUCGACGUUGUACAUGCUGCGCUGGGACUCGUGAAGGCUUCGCCUCGGACCGCGGCGCUCCAGGUCGGCGGACGGAAUCUGGUCGUCUGGACUGUUAUGAGGGCUUUCCCGGAUCUUAUUCUCGGGGAUGAGAGGAAGGGCGGAGGUUUUGGGCGAUUCGCGUUUGUGGCGUGUUUGAUGGCCUGGGGAGUCGCGGAUGUGUUGCGCUUUACGCUGUUUGUGGGGAAUGGAUUGGGUUGGAGGGUGGAGGGGUUGAGAUGGUUGAGGUAUUCCGCUUUCAUAAUCCUCUACCCCGUAGGGUUCUUGAGCGAGGCCGCGCUCGUGUACCUUGGUCUUGUCGAGGGAGAAGGUAUCGGGCCGAUUUAUAGGGGAUAUUUGUUUCUGGGGUUGCUGUCGUAUAUACCAGCGAGCUAUGUCUUGUACACGCAUAUGUUUGCGCAGAGACGUCGGGCUCUGGCUCAGGCUGGGCGCGCCAAAGGGACGUGAUGGUCGUAGUGAGGUCUUCAAGGAAGUGUGCGUGGCAGAAAAUUGAUUUGGUAUCUUACCAUCCUGUUUACUUCACGUCUCCUGUGGCUAUCUAUGGUGCAGCCAGACAGCCGAAUCACGUGCGCCGUGACACAGGAGGUACCGAUUCGGAGCCAUUAAGUUUUGGCGAAGAAUGUCUCUGAUACCGGAAGGGCUGGCAAGGGGUAGCACUCUUCAAGCAUCUCAAUAGGGGGUGCAUCAAUGGCUCUCUGUCCAGUCGAGAUGUGCCUACGAAGGAGCUCCAUUUGCUCCGUCACGAGAUGGCUUCGCCGUGAUAGAGGCUGGGGAUGAAUAGGAAGGGACGAGAAGAACAAGAGCUAUGCACGUUUUUGAGAGACUAGCUCUUUACCAUCUAUCCAAAACCUACGAGACAGAUCAUCAAGCCCAGAGGCCCUAUAGUUUGUAGUGUAUUCCAGGCCUCAAGGAUUCUCCAGGUACCUACAUAGUAUAGCACACUUCUAGCCUUUAUAUCUAUCAAUUGCAAUACAUCCAUCGCCAACUG
This is a messenger RNA of Xylaria bambusicola, 1336 nucleotides long. RefSeq names its product PTPLA-domain-containing protein. Gene Ontology annotation, cellular component: endoplasmic reticulum membrane. NCBI's taxonomy places the organism in Eukaryota, Fungi, Ascomycota, Sordariomycetes, Xylariales, Xylariaceae. The transcript has 3 exons. The record is from RefSeq and is a predicted model, not a curated record. Gene Ontology annotation, molecular function: 3-hydroxyacyl-CoA dehydratase activity. The coding region runs from base 163 to 795 and encodes 210 amino acids. Gene Ontology annotation, biological process: sphingolipid biosynthetic process; fatty acid elongation; very long-chain fatty acid biosynthetic process.